Molecule: messenger RNA, 2061 nt
Organism: Aspergillus nidulans FGSC A4
Lineage: Eukaryota; Fungi; Ascomycota; Eurotiomycetes; Eurotiales; Aspergillaceae
Product: nuclear export protein Noc3
Exons: 1
Coding region: 1-2061 (686 amino acids)
Cellular component (GO): nucleus; nucleolus
Source: RefSeq, a predicted model, not a curated record
AUGGCUCCCGGACGGACGACAAAAAGGAGAAGGGUGAGCCCACCGGAUGAAGAAGAGAACGUUUCCAAUCGCAAGGGCGACUUUUAUUCCCACGCCGCCGAAUGGGACCUCGAACAAGACUACGAGCAGCGGCCGCGCAAGCUGAACAAGAAGGAGAAGGAAAGGACCAGGCUUCCGAUUAAGACUGCGGAAGGUUUUCAGAAUGUCGAAGCAUCCGAAUCUGAGCCCGAAGACGAUGACAGUUUCCUGGCGACUGACGACGAUGACAUGGACGAGGACGGCGACGCGGAGGUAGACGAAACAGAGGAAAGCGAGGAAGAGGCGCCGAAGAUCCCAUUGAAGCAGCAGAUUAUACAAGCGAAGGAGGAAAUCGCUCGAACGGCAACGCUGAUUAACGAAGACCCCGAAGAGCAUAUUUCAUCGUUCAAGUCGCUGGCUGAGAUGGUAGACGGCGGAUCACACGUUGCGGUCAAGAAACUGGCUCUUGCAGCACAGGCAGCGAUCUACAAGGAUGUCAUCCCGGGAUACCGAAUCCGUCCGCUGAGCGAAGAGGAAGCGUCCGCGAAAGUCUCGAAAGACGUGCGCAAAUUGCGGAAUUACGAACAGUCUCUGCUGUCAGGCUACAAACAUUACAUUCAGAAGCUCUUGGCUUUUACGAAGCCUUCAAAAGAAAGGGCAGGUACUGAUAACGGGAUGAAGACUGUCGCGAUCAAUUGUGCCUGCAACCUGAUUCUAUCCGUACCGCAUUUCAAUUUCCGCGCCGAGUUACUGAGGAUCCUCGUCAAUCAGUUGGCCAGGAAGCGCGUUGAUGAUGACUUCGUCAAGUGCCGGGAUACCCUCCAGGAAGUGUUCGCUCGGGACGACGACGGAAUUGUUUCUCUUGAGGCCGUCCGCCUUCUUUCGAAAAUGAUGAAAGCCAGGGACUUUAAAAUCCACGGCAGCGUCCUGGAUACAUUCCUUCACCUCCGACUGCUCCGCGAAUUCUCUUCAAAGGGUUCAAGAGACCGAGUAGACCGCGACAAUGAGGAAGAAACUUCUGGUGGCAAGAAAAUGAAACAAAAGAAAGAAUGGCGCACGAAGCGAAACCGCAAGCUCGAAAAGGAACGCAAGGCCGUGGAAAAAGACAUGAAAGAAGCUGACGCGCUCGUCUCGCACGAGGCCCGCGACAAAAACCAAGCUGAGACUCUCAAGCUCGUCUUUGGCAUCUACUUCCGCAUCCUGAAACUCCGCGUCCCGAAUCUCAUGGGUCCUGUUCUCGAAGGUCUCGCCAAGUACGCCCACAUGAUCAACCAGGACUUCUUCGGAGAUCUCCUGGAAGCCCUCAAGGAUCUCAUCGGACAUGCCGAGGACGACGAGCUCAACGAGGUCGACGAUAACGAAGAUGAUGAACACAUCAACUCCGCCUCUUCGACAACUCGCGACUCCACCCGCGAAUCCCUCCUCUGCACCGUUACAGCCUUCGCUCUUUUGGAAGGCCAAGACGCCAGCAAAGCCGCCGCAGCUUUGCACCUCGACCUCAGCUUCUUCAUUAAACACCUCUACCGCUCCCUGUACACUCUCUCCACAAAUCCCGACGUCGAAUUCAACCCCAAUGCCUCUAACGCCCUCCGCCUCCCUGACCCUUCUUCCUCGCAACAACAGCAACAGAACGCGCAAGACCGCAAGAAAAAAGUAAAUUUCCAAACGCCCAUCGUCCUCCUCCUCCGCUGCCUCAAUGCCUCCCUCAUCUCCCGCGCAAACGGCCUCCCCCCGCCUGUUCGCCUUGCGUCUUUCGCGAAACGCCUCAUGACGACGACCCUCCAAGUUCCUGAGAAGUCAGCCCUUGCGACAUUGGCGCUGCUGAAUCAAGUAGCUAAGCAUAAUGCGCGCCGGAUUAGUUCGCUGUGGUAUAGCGAAGAGCGGAAGGGUGAUGGUUUGUUUAACCCCUACGCAACGGACUUCGAGGCGACAAAUGUGUUUGCCGGGACGAUUUGGGAAGGAGAAUUAUUGAAGUUGCAUUAUUGUCCAGAUGUUAGGGAGGCUGCUGCGGGCGUUGAGAAGAUGAUCGCUACCAGGGAUUAG